AUGAAGUUCAAUAAGGAAACUGUUAUUGUUGCUUCAUACUUUUUAUUAUCAGUGUCAGCUUCGAUUGUUCAAACUGAUUCCGAAUUGAUUUGUUCUCCAACUGAUCCAAGUGAUUGUUAUCCAAAAGUAUUCGUUCCUACCAACUAUUGGCAAACUAUCAAAGAGGGCCAAGAGAUUCCUGCCGGGUUGCACGUUCGCUUAAACUUGGAAACAUCUACCAGGGAAGCCAAGAUAUCGGAAGAAGACGAUUCAAACGCAAAUACACAAGAUCUUGUUAUUACAGAAGAACCAGAAAUUGUAGAAGAAACCAUGGAAGAACAAAUCCAAAGAAAGAUUCGUGAGGCAAAGGAGAAUAAUUCAGUCAAGAAGCCCAGAGCUUCCCCUGAAGAAUUGAAUAAUUAUGAAGCUGCAGUGACUGAAAUACAUGAUUCGCCACUUGGUUCUAACUUGGAUUUAGAUAGAAUAUCUAUUGCUCUUGAUACUUUGAUUGAGUUAAGUCAUGAUAUUGAAUUUGGAGCCAAGUUAACUCUGGACCAAAGGAUCUUUCAAGAUCUUCUUAGGAUUGGUACUAAGGUUACUAACUCUCUUAAAAUGGUUGAUAUUCAAGAAAAGGCAUAUAGGAUCAUGGGAUCUGCACUUCGGAACAACCCAGAAGCUGUGGAUAAUGUUUUAAACAAGCAAUCAUCUACAUUCCUUGAUACUUUGUUUGCUCAAUUGAGAUCCAUUCAAUCUGAUGUAUUACAAAAAAGAAUUUUGGGUGUUAUCCAUGCAUUAACCCAAAGUGACCAUUUCAAUGCCGAAUACAUUAAUGGUGGAGGUAUCGGACUUGAUAAAUUGGUGGAUACUUUCCCAAGUUUAGGUCAACAAUCAAAAACUAGAUUAAUCAAUAUUUUAGAAGAUGCUAAUUUACUUAAUAUUGAUAGAAGUUCCAACUCUAAAAGAGUAAUUGAAGAUUCAACUAGUCCAGAGAAACUAUAUUCUGAUUUCUUACAAGAUAGAUUACUUAGUGGCAAGACUAAUUCAGAAACUCAACUUCGUUUAUUUUUCAAUAAAUUAAGUGAAGUCCAUACAAAUAAUAAGAAUUUAAAGGCAAAUAAGGAAUUCAUUAGUUGGCUCGCAGCAGAAUCAGAUACAAGGGCUAAAAGUGGUAAAAACAAAGAAAGAGAUUCUUCAUACACCCUGGCCGAUCAGGCUUUUGAUAGAGGAAUGCUUGAAGCUAGGCACAUUGUAUUUGGUAAUCCAAUGGGUUUACGUAAAGCUUAUGCUGAUGAACUUUAA
[Candida] anglica is the source of this 1278-nucleotide messenger RNA. The record is from the annotation of a GenBank genome assembly. NCBI's taxonomy places the organism in Eukaryota, Fungi, Ascomycota, Pichiomycetes, Serinales, Debaryomycetaceae.